Molecule: messenger RNA, 10062 nt
Organism: Venturia canescens
Lineage: Eukaryota; Metazoa; Arthropoda; Insecta; Hymenoptera; Ichneumonidae
Exons: 8
Coding region: 798-3527 (909 amino acids)
Source: RefSeq, a predicted model, not a curated record
UCUCUAUUUUCAUUGCUACGAUGGGUUAUACGUCGAAGCGAAGCCUCCUCCCAUCAACCCCUCGCGAGCCAAUAUUAUCGCGAUGGUUCGUAGAUCCUAGAAGGCGCCGCACUGCCACCCACUAAAAAUUCACACAGCGAAGCACCAGUCACCCUUGGACAUUCCUUGCGGGUGGAACGUUCCCGCAACCUUCCCUCUUUUCCUCCGUUUCAACGACGUUACUGCAAACCUCGCAUUUCCCUGCUCAUUCAUCUUUAUCUUCCUCCUUCGUAUUUACGACUCGUUCUUUCCUCGCAAUUUGUAUCGAUAAUGCUGUAUCGAUAAUAUUUAACAAAAUAUCGUUGGCGAGGGACCUUGGAAGAGCUUCGAAACGACAGCUCCAAAAACGAGGGUCCAACCAAGAUUCAGUGCAACGAUAUUUCGAUGACAAUUGACAAGAUUUUAGUAUCAUCCUCGAUAAAGCGAUGCGGCAAUUAAGCUCGAACGCUUCGGUGUGUUUGACGUUUCGUGGCGAAUCGCACUCGCGAAUUUAGGAUCGAAAAACCUACGUUUUGUUUAUACCGUUCUUCGAUACGAUUUUACACGAUGAUUGUUGGCAGAACGCGCUCGUUGACGUCAACUCGUCUCGUUACAGUCUUCGACCUUCGAUCCAGUAAAUAUUGAGAUUAAAAAAGGCGGAAGAUCGUGAAAUGUAGCACACCGAAAACGUCAUGUUGUGACCGACGCGCUCGUACGAACAACGUUUAAUAGAAAAAUAAAUCAUCCCCGCACGAGGAUCGCGAUUGACAGUUUGAGCGAUGAAUCGAGAAAACGACGAGCAGCGAGCGGUGUCCCAGACGCUGUGCGGUGCAUUGCAGAAAGAAGCGAAUUGCAAGUGUCUCGUACUUUCGGUGCUGAUUUAUGGGUGCCUCGCUGCUGUCACGUGGUGCAGAUGCGCCAAUGUCACUAAGGUCGUCAUAAAUUUCGAUAAUUAUCCAUUAAAGAGAACGGAGCACGUGUCACCGUGCGACGAGGGAUAUAUUUAUAUACCGGUUGCCUUCAUGGGUAUGCUUUAUCUCGUUUAUCUCGUCGAGUGCUACCAUUCACCGAUUCGUAUCGAUCUCUUCCACGCCGAGAGCCAGGACAAUGUCAUGACCAAACUGUCCCAAUUGAGGUUGGCACAGCCGACCAUUUGGUGGAAAGCUGUUUCCUAUCAUUACGUACGAAGAAAACGUCAGAUAACGCGAUACAGAAACGGCGAUAAUUACACGACUACGCAGGUCUACUACGAGCGAGCCAACACACACGCAGCAACCUCUUUCUACUUUUACGAAUAUUGUGGCGUUAAGGACAUAAGUAAGGAACUUACGACCGAGCCGAAAAUUCCAAUAACCAAGAUCACUCUCACCAAGGGUUUCGCAUUUUCGAACAUGAGAUCCGCUACCGAGUUCGAGGAAGCGAGAUCGAGAUUUUUCGCAGAGCAGGAACUGCGCGACGAUUAUAUGGAAAUGAGGGAAGGUCUUGAUCUGGGAUACAAUUUCAACCCAACGAGCGUCGUCGGAAUCCUCGGCAAUCCUUGGUUCACCAACUCCUACGUGUACUGGUGCUUCAGCGCUCUACUCCUCAGCUGGCCGUUGCGGAUAAUCAUAGAAUACAAUACCCAAUACGCCGACUACCAGGUGACGAAGCUCUUCGGUGUGAACUACGACACGCCUUCGAGCGGUGAUCAAAUUCACGAGUCUUCGAGCCAAUUAAGCGCACCGGGUUCGUACAUGUUGGCGCCGAGCUACAGCGAGGCGCUGCUCAUGGAUCCAUCGCCGAUGACAACGAACUGCCAAUCGACGGAGGAAUCGUCGAACGAAAAUCUCAACAGGGACAUCGUGCCGAGCUACUCGGAAGCUCUCCUCUACGAGAGAGCUCAGCCGGACUCGAGCUUCGAUAACAACGCGUUCGGGGAUGAUUUUUCGGGGAUUUGCGACUGCUACUGUCACGUUUCGUCGAUCGGUGAUCAGCCGAACGCAGCUGGGACGACGGGAGAGAAUUCGAGACGAGAAAACGCGAGAACCUCGUCGGCCUCCUGCUUGGAAAUCCGAGACGAUUACGAAGCGGCGACUUGUUCGAGAUGCGGGAAUAACAACGAGAGCAAUCGAACACCGGUGAACCCGAACGACGCGAAUCUUGAUCGGAACGCGCGGCGAGGCAAGAGAUUCAAUUCCAUGGAAAAUUCUUGGUCGUGCUACAUGAUGCGGGAACAGAAUCGCGGCUGUCGCUUGACGCGGGAUCUCUCAGCCCCGAAUUUCUCGACUCACUGUGAAUUCGCUGCACCCACGAACAAUCAAUUCCUUCGCCUCAAUGAAAACAGCUUGGAAAAUAUAUCGGAAAACGAAGAACCCGUUGACGCGAGCUCGGAGUCGAACGGCAGAGUGAAUCCCGAGGAUUCGAGAGCUCGACCGGAAGUCGAUGGCGUUACGAAGAAAUCGCUCGGUUGCGGAACAAUUCCGAAAUACAAAGGAACCUCUUCGAGCGGGGAAACCGUCGGUACCAGCAACGGCUACAGACUCAUCGAGAAUCCCAUGAUCGACGAUGAAACUCAAACGAGAUCGAGCGACGAGGAUCCCGAGGCGAAUAUUCCAAGCUCGAAAACAUACUUUUGUCUAAAAUCCAUUCUGAAACAACACCGACGAAGAUACACCCUCGUUACGGCCGAGGAAUUGGAGAAAUUUGCGGCCGACGAGCUCGUCCCCGGUGGCCCCGCGCGGAACGACAGAACGGCCAAGUCCUCGCGGGACAACAAACGCCCUCCGCUCUUCGUCCGGGAUCAUUUCUUCUGGAGAAACAAAGCCGACGGCAGCUCCGCUCAAUCAACCUCGUCUCUCGUGGACCAAAAAAUCCAGCGAGUAUCCUCCAGCAGAUCGCUGAUAUUCCCAAGUCCGAUAGAAGAAGCCUGUCGAACGAUGCCGAACGACCCGUUCGGUGGUAAAGCGGUGCACGUGAUGGCCUCGCGGAGCAUGGAAAAGCCGCCGGAUUACGACGAGGCGACGAGUCUUCCAAGAUUCACAAAACUGGCGAGAUCGCUGACGUCGAUACAGUACAAAAGUAUGUCGGUAGAUUCGCCGCAGCGCGUCCGCACCAAUCGUAUUCGUAAUCCCGGGGAGCGACGUCACCGUCGUAAUUUAAGCAUCGAGCCGGAAUACUUGAUGCACGCGUGUCGACGGAGCAAGAAAGUUGACGAGAGCGUUAAAUCCGAACCGGGUGAUUACGAGCGCGGGAUCGUCGCGAGUUGUUCGAUCGAGACCGAGGUCGAAACGCACGCUCCGAAUUCAGCCCCGAUGCCGAUACAAUUGAGGCGCAAUUUUACCCGCGGUUUCUCACUGUACGACAGUAAAACCGAUCGUAAAAAGAGAACAAAAUUUCUGCGGACCAGUCUGACGGAGACGAGCGAAAGCGCGUCCUCGUUCUCCUUCAACGACGAACCGAACGCCCCUCCUCUCGAGCCUAAUUCCUCGAGCUCCAAACGCUUCAAUCUCAGCAUGGAAACGUCCUUAUAACGUCCGCGAGUGUAUCGAACCGUCGAAACGGUCGUAUGAAAUAACGAAAUUAACGCGCGCCCUCGACGGAAGAUGCUCCGCAGAAUCUGAACGUUUGUCGAUUAGCCGAUCAGCUUCGUAAGCGUAGCGAGUAUAAAAGUGUAAAACGCUAUCGACGCGUACAUCGGGUCGCUGUAGAUUUUUCAAUAUUUCUUCCAUUCCAUCUUCCGACGCGAGUUCUCGCUGGCCAGCGAGGCUCUCGAUCGGUUAUUUCGAUCCGGCGCGAAAAAUCUUUGGGAAACGCGCACAAAAUGCGAACGCGUUUCAAACUUACGACGUUCUUUUUUAUAGUAAUCUUAUUACAGGCGUUGACCGGAAAUUUAAUGACAAAUUCCAGACGUCACAGACUCCGAUGGAGUCGAAAUUCGUUAACUUCGAACAAGUGCGUCAAGAGGGAUGAAAAAAAUGUAAAUUCAUCCCGAUAUACGCGCAUUUGAUGCACGCACCAGGAGUAUGUACUAUUUAUAUACGUCGUGACAACGUACCUGGAAAUAAAUGAGCGACAAGAGAUAAAAUUAAUACAGCCACCAUGGCCAAGGCUCUUCGUUCGAUAUUCCCGGUCGAAACUCCGAGCCCUGAUUUCAAAGGAACUUUGUUUUUCGCUCGGUUUUCUAUAUACAGCCCCUCGACCGUGAAUAUCGAUUAAAACGUAAUAUUGUAGCUACUCGUUUUUUGGGGGCUAUGAAGCGAGUGCGGGGUGGAGGGCUGAUUGCACAUUGCUUGCGAAAAGUUAGAUCGUGCACGGAUGGGCUUCUUGGCUUGCCUUUUUUCGAUUGAGAAAUCUUCGGUUUUACAGCGACGAGCGAAUCGAGGCUGCCAAUCGAAGGAAGAAUCGAAGUUUUUCAGUCGCUUUUCUUCAAUUUACUUCGCAACGUCAUUUUAGCGUCAAACUUUCGUGACGAUACUUCGGUGGCUUACGCGGAUAUUCGAGCCAACGAAUUUUCCAUGAAAUUACUCGACUGGAAUAUCGAUCCCCGUUUCGAAUAGCGCGCGCUCGAUGAGGCGAACAAACUUAUUUCUUCCCCUCAUUUUACCAGCUUGCGAAAGCGGUUUCCGUUACACUCGAUUAAUUCGUCUCUACAGCCGAAGCUUUCUCGAACUCGAUCGCGUUAAGUAGACUCUAAGCUUCGGAGGAUUAAGAAUUAUAAUAUACAAUAAAGAAGGAAAGAAAAUAUAAAAAGCAUACAUCGUAUAUGUUAACUGCGACUAGGAUCGGUUCGAUAGAGGGGGGGGCGAAUCGAUAGCUCAAUUUACUUUUAACGUACGACUACUCUAAUGCUUAGCGGUGGAUUUUCCUGAAAGUCUCGUUCGUAUUUAUUUAUACAAAUAAGUAUAUAUGCGCGUUUAGGAAUAUUAAAUGAUACGAUUAAGCGACGAUUUCGUAUAAAUAUAUAAGUAGAUGUCCACUCGAUGAAUAGUGAGCCCAAUUAAUACUCAAAUAUACACAUAUAUUUGUCAAAUUAUUUCUAUACAAAGCUUGUACUUGUAUUUUCGAAAAGAGGACAAACGGGACGUGGCGAGGGACGUGGAUUCGAGCAAAUUGACGCGUGCCUCGGUGGCAUUGAGAGUUUCGUUAACUUUUAAGUGAGCUCGAUCAAAAGUCAUCGAAUACUCGCACGAUCAAUAACGCGAUGGCACAUUCGAUCGAAACUUUGGCGAGAUUCGAUUAAUUAUUUUCGUCAUUGUACAAAUCGAAUUCGAGUGACGAUUAAUCAUGACCACUUUGUACUUACCAUUCCUACUGUCAAUUCGAGCUCGCGCGAACGAAUGAAGAAAAAAUUUUAAUAAGAGUAACCCACUCCGGUCCAUCACAAAACUCGCUCUGUACAGUGUGUCGCUAAUUCGCAGUGUAUUGUAACCGUGUACGGUACAGCCCUACUGAGCAAACGGAUCUUUGCAACGCGCGUAUAUAAUAUAAACUCGCGGACGGAAAAUUUUCAACGAAAAAACAUUUUUUUUCAGAUUUUCUCAUUGCGGGAGGAAUUUCAAUUGAAUUGGUAUUUAGUCAAUACCACUUCAAAGGUCAAGCCAACGCUCUCUUUCGUAAUAAAUUGAUACGCGAACUACGAAUGACAAAAAGAGAGGCUCAGUUGGACAUGAAAUUUUCAUUUUGUUUGUAGACUAUAUAUAUAUACUUACGAUUUGAAUUAGACGUCAGAAUAACAAGCAUCCUCUUUACGCCUCUACUCCAAAACAACUCUGCUUCUAAAAUCUUUACUCCAAAAAAUUCAUAACGACUCUACGUCUACUCACGUACAAUCCACAAUCUUCGAUGUCUCUACUCACCAUGAGAUAUGCUCUGAAAUCAUCAUGAGUAGAGAUAUUGGGGCUUGAAUAUCACACCGGAAUAGAUACGUUAAGGAGGGCAGACGUUCUCUGCGCAGAUCCGCAGUUAUUAAGGAGCGAAGUUGUUAUCGAGAAUCGCUACCGAGAGAGUUGUUAACUAGCAGCUAUUUAUACUCGUCGCAGCUCUACUCGAUAACAACUCCGCUCUUCGAACAUGUAUUUAGAGGAGAGCAGAAUCGUUGACUCGCUGCAACAUGACUCGACUCUUAUAAAUCUACUCGAUAACAUUUCCACUCUAAAGAUUUUUAUUUAUGCACGAAUAACGUGUCUAGGCGGAUGACACAGAUUAUUGAUGACAAAAGAAGGAGACAUAUUGGAUUGUAUUGAUUUAGCAAAUUUGAGAGUAGGGCUGUUUGAAGCAGCGUUGUUUUUAAGUAGAGCCUCAAAGAGGACGGUUGUUAUUCUGCCGAUUAGACUAUGAAAAUUGUGAUACUAUUGCGCAUGCCAUACGAGAAACAAAUAUCUUCCUUUAACCAUUUUCGAAAAUUAUUUUAUCUCAUGAAUUCUUCAAUAUGUAAUAUAUAUAUUUAUAUUUAUAUGCGAUCUAAUGAACUUGGUUAUAACGACCUUCGUGACGUUAAUUAUUAACGAAAGAAAGAAUUAUUUAUCGAAGAUAGCGAAUGUUUGGAGCUGUUUUUUCGGUUGGACUAUUAUAACGAGUAACUUUGCUGUGAAGAGUUGAAGUACGUUUUCCCCCAAUGAUUUCUCGAUAUUCGAUCACAACGUUGUGAUCAUAAUGAUUCCAAAUGUCUCGAAGGUAUAGAAGGCGAGAAAUAGUAGAUCGAUAGGUAGAAAUUAUGAUGGAGAAGGAUUACGAACGCAGAUCAUAAAUGCUUUUAUACAAUCAAAGUCUUUCCAAACUGCCAGUGUCGCGUAGCGGUGAGAAUCCUUCGUCAACGAUUAUAUACGGACGAGUAAAAAAAAUAUUGAAAAAAAAACCGGUACCCACAAGAACGGUAUCGUUUUUGUUUUAUAUACACUUGUGGUGAGCGGAAAAAUCGAAAAUUGUUUUAAUUAGAUAUUCUUCAAGUGCAAUGUCUGAAGAAAAUUCUCAAAAAAUUUCAUAAUUAUCGGCCGUACGGUGCGCGCGGUCAUCUAAUACUUGAAUCUUCAAACGCGAUUAUCUCUCAGAAUCGUGUCUUUUUUUAAAAAUACCUUUGCGACAGACACGAUUACUACUAAAACCUAUUGAGCCGAUCCAUACGAAAUUUAUACCACUUAUUUAUGAUAAUAAUAGCUAGGAGCUGGACGAAGGAUUCCGUAUUUUUUUGGAAAAAACAAAUUGUAACAAAAAAACCGAAAAUUUAGCAUCUCCAAAAAUGAAUUUUUUAUUAAAACUGUCGCGAUUUUUUUUUAAAUCGAAAUUUUCACAAAUCCUUCGUCCAGGUCGAAGCUAUUUUUAUAAUAAACAAGUGGUACAAAUUUGGUAUGGAUCGGAUCAAUAGUUAUUCAGUUGUCACGUCCACCGCAACUGAUGCUGAAAAAAGGGUGCUACUGUAGCACAGCCGGAGUUCCGCCGUUGUGAGAAAUUUUAUGAUGAAAAAAAUUGUACAAGUACACGAACAUACGUACUAACGAAUAUCGUUAACAGAUUUUCAACAAACAUUUAUUUUCUUGUCGAAAAAAAAUCAAGAAAACCACGUUUUUUCGCCCACUGCAAGUGUACAUAAGGCCUUAAACAAAUAGCAAAUGAUUUAGAAAGUAACGCGCGUGUGCCGUAUGAAGAGUAAAAAUAAUGUUAAUUCGGCUUGUAUACGCGUAUUUACGAGGAAGAAAAACGAAGAAAGUAGUCACUGAUAGGAAAAUUCGUACAAAUUAUAAGAGAUGCGCGCGAGAGCGGAUUGAGAGAUGCAUGAAAUUCGUACACUUGGAGUACUUCGCCUCAAGUCGGACAAUCGAGCAUUUUAGGAUAAGAUUCAUUUUUUUCUUCGAGCCCUUCUCGGAUCGCCAAACAACCUUUUUUUCUUCCUUCCGGCAUAAAAAACGAUUAUACUGUAUAUCGUAUAUAAUCGCAGAUGCGUAUACUCAAUUGUAGCUUUAAAAUAACACGUAAAAUGUGGUAUUAGCGGCGUUGCAUCAACGACACGAAUGAAUUUUUAGUUUUUACAAACUUAUUGCAAAAUCGGGAGAGUUAAAAAUGUGCUCCGUUCCUGUGUUCCGAAAAAAAAAAGAAAAAAACAUUCUAGAAAGAAUCUCAUUAAUGAGCGACGCUCCUAAGUCUCGUGCCAUUAAAAGGAAAAAAAAAAUAACAACAAUUAAAUGCUCACCGAAGCGUAAUGCGCCGUCUUGAACCAAGUGCACUUGUAAAAUUAUACAUAUAUUAAUUAUGAAUAAUAUAUAUAUGUAUAUAAAAAUAAGUUGAAUCGAGAAAUUCCAAUUGUCGUAGAAAACUUCGUGAUAGCCAAAACAAAAGUUAUUCGGUUAGCACGAAUUGCUAUACUCGCGCAUCGUACCGACUAUUCAUGCAUGUGUGUGCGUGUAUGUGUGUGUGUGUGUGUGCGAUUCGAAUGUAUAAAAUCUAUGGAGAAAUGUAAAAGUGCUUGUGCGCGUUGACGAGAAACGAGCCAAUAAAUGGUGUCGGAAUUGGUCGUUUAGUCGAAUUCAGAGACUCGAAUUGUUAACCAUUCAUAAGUGUGUAACAUUAUGACGCUACUUGAGGCACUUGUGAGGCAUUUAAUGUCGACUGGAACUACGUUCAGUCUCGCUUGUUCCUAUCCGAGAAGAUUUUUUCUCGAAUGUACUACCAAAAUAUCAUGUCCUUUCAUUUUCAUCAAUGCAUCCAUUUAUAAACAUAAACAUUGAUUCGAAUUUAGAACAAAAGUUCAUCUCGUUCGAGAGUCAACCCGGUCAAUCUCAAAAAUACGAAAAAAACAUUUCGAAAUAUUUUCCUCCCUAAAAAUCAGUCCCUCACGAAUUGCGAGGUUUUUACACAUUAGACUUAAUUCGCUAAAAUUCUCGACGUAGAAACGUAGUUGCGUUGUUCGCCCGGAGUGCCUCGCAUAUAUAUGAAUAAAUGCAUAAAUUGUUAAGUGUAUUUACCGAAACGAUAACGCGUGUAAAGAUAUCGCCCUGUCCUAUGAUACGUUAUUGUUAUUGUUGUUACCUAAUAUAUUGCUAUUAUAACGAAUACUGCAGAGAUGAGAAUGAGGAAACGUUAUACAUUGAUAUUGGCAAGAGGGUGAGAUGGUGGAAUAAAAGAAAGAAAAAGAAAGAAAAAAUACUAGAUAAAGCCAUAAAUUAAUCGUAAUCCAAUUAUAAUAAUUCUCCGAAAAGAGUAAUUUCUAAUGAUUUUUAUUCAUUUUCAAAGCUUGGCCGUUAGGAAUGUGCAAAAAAGAAAGAAACAUUCCGCAAUUAUUACUCGAUUCCUUUGUCGCUCGUAUAUUUUUCGAAAAAGACACAUUUUUUUACAUAACGUGAGACACGUGACAGCCUGCAAUAUGAAUAAUAAUAGUAAUAAUAUUAAUGAUAAUGAUGUAUGUACUCGUACAUAUGUAAACAAUAUAGAUUGACACACGAACUGAUAACUACGUUUUAACAUACAACUUUAAGUAACGAAGAUUCAAACACAGUAUAUUCUAUAAUUCUUAUAUGUAUGUUACGCAGUGUGUUGGGCUACCUUCCGAAACUGACAAUUCAUCCACAAUUGAUUUAUAGUACAUCUAUGCAUUUUAUAUUAUGCCUCUGGCCUUUGAAUUUUUGCGAACGAGUGUGUCUCUGCGUGUGUGUACGCGUGUGUUGACUGGGUUUUUUUUUCGGUGUAAACGUAUACUUGACUUAUUCGUAAAAAUAUUUAUGCUUAGGAGGUGAUUUGACAAAUUGGCCACAGUGAAAUUGUCUUACAAAUUCAUUAUUUCUCGAUUAGAAACGAGCCCUCGCUCCACUUCGGUUUUCGAAUGCCAAUUUAACUACAGGAAUGCUCGACAAUUUCGAUAAAUGAUUUCUAUUCGACUCGCGACUCGAGAGAGUACAAUUGAGUAAAAUGAAAUAUUCUGAACAUCUUUUGGGAGAUUGAGAGUGCGUUUUUUGUUUGUAGCCAAUAGACAAUUUGAGAUGAGAAACUGAAAUAUUGAUUUUCAAAAUUUAUUCGUGAUAUUGUUGAUUCUUGCUUCAUUCAAUAAAUAAAAAUAAUUCUCGCUCUCGCGUUCCGAUA